GUCGGCAAUGGGUGUCCGUGGCACAGCGCUGGCGCGCGCCGUGAGCCGGCGGCUGGCACGGCCCGGCGGCUGGCGCGCGCCGGUGCUGGCGCUGGCGCUGCUCUGGUGUGUCAGCCGUGCGCUGGUGCUGUUCCCCGGCGAGACACUGCGCGACAGGACCCUGUACCGGCUGACGAUCCUGCGAGACCCCGGAGACGUCAUCAUCGUAAGGGACGGCGCGUCCGUGCCCGACUCGGAGUUCAGCGACGCCGACAAGCGCAGUAUCAGCGGCUUGUUCCGGUGGGUGGCCACCAACACGACGCGCUGUGGGCGGCAAGCUUCGUUCGGCGGUCAGGUCUACGCCAACCGGAAGUGGGAGACCCGCCUGCUGGAGGGUGACCGGCCUGUCUGCCUGGACCCAGAGUUCUCCAUCGGUGACGCCGGCACGCCCUGCGUGGUGUACUCGUUUGGCAUCAAUCGAGACUGGUCGUUCGACGACGCGAUGGCGCGUUUCGGCUGCGAGGUGCACUCGUUUGACCCGUCGAUUGGUGCACAGCCGGCGCGCCGGCCCAGCGGCGUAUACUUCCACCCGGUCGGACUGGGCCGCAACGACCACGUGAACGUGUAUGGCUGGCAGAUCUGGACACUGGACCGCGCCAUGCGCGAGCUGGGCCACGACCACCUGCCGCGGCUGCAGUACCUCAAACUGGACGGCGAGGGAGCCGAAUGGGACAUGUUCUCCCAGCAGCUGCUCGACGGCGUCGGACACAGGGCGCUCGACAAGUUUGACCAGAUCGGUCUCGAGGUGCACAUGCGCAAGGCGGCCGAGCGGGAGAUGGAGUUCUACCACCGCGCCGCGAACGUGACCCAGCGCCUCUCCGAGAUCGGCUGGCAGGUGGCCGACACGGCGCCAAACAAAAUCUACCCGGUCUGGUUUCGGUUCCCGGGUGUGAGCGAGCCUGUCUCUCACAUGUACGACCUGCUCCUGCUCAACAGGCGCGAGCGUAGAAACUCCACCGUUCGAGCUGGAUCGUGACCGAUGGGGUCGACCAGGGCAUGGCUGGGAGCCGGGGUUGACGGACGUUAUGCCUGACCUGCCAGGAGCAUGGGUGCAAUGAUCAGGAUGCCGAAAAGACAUGCAUGGCGACCGCAAACGUUCGUCCGAUGUGGUUACCGCACAGUGGGAGCGCCACUCCUGCGACACUCAACAGUCAACACCACAUCACUGGCAUACAUAUAAAUACUGCCAGGCUACGUGACCGAAAACAGGGCAUCUCUAGGCAUACCAUUGUAAAAAUAACAAAAUUACACAAGUAGAUUUAGCUCCAAUGAACAGUAGGACUGAUAUGCUAGCGCCGUUCGUGUAGGUAUCUGAGAUACCGGUGCCAUUCGCACCAUCGCCCAGCUUCUGAUUGAGGCACGGUGCUUAUCAUUGGGCUUCACCGGCGUCCAAGUUCCCACACGAGUGCCCUCAGACGGUGGCCCUUCCGGCCGGAAUGUUCCGCUUGAGCGCCGUGAUUACAGCGGCGACUCGAACGCCGUCGCGCUGUCCCACCGGUGGCGAGUCGGUCGGCCUCGAUCGGCAGGCAAUGACCCAAAAACGGUAAACCGUUAGACGCACCGCUCCGAGACGCGGACCGGCGCAGCGCCCGCCAACGGCGCUCGCUGGCUAGCGACCGCGGGCGUGGGUCAAUGACCAGUGAUACCUAAGCAGAGUAGAUGCGUUUUACAAACGGAUUACAAUCAGAGAAGCCGUUUGUCGUGCAUUUUUACUUGCUCAUUUAUUCCCCGCAAAUGUGACAUUCACGGAGCACGUACGUGGCAGUCGACUGAGUGUUCGAUAUACACCACUACUGCCCACAAUGCGAAGCAGUACCUACUUACAUAGGUAUACAGACCGGUGCUGACGACGGAGUUAAGCGUUUGCUUAGAGCAAACCAAUGCACGAACGACACUAUGUGCAGGUAAAUGAGUUUCUUUGCGGGAGUUUCAUUUGCCGAUGAAUUUGUUUGUCGACAUGUGCAAUGUAGUCAUAGUGUCGUCGUGGGAUGAAUAGCGUGAUGCAGUCGGUAUAACGGCCAUUGUCACGGCGACAUUCAUAAAUGCCUUGUUGCGUUUGAAUGUGAUGAUAUAUGCUCACUACACUGAAAUACAUGUUUCAAUCAUG
Molecule: messenger RNA, 2146 nt
Organism: Amphibalanus amphitrite
Lineage: Eukaryota; Metazoa; Arthropoda; Thecostraca; Balanomorpha; Balanidae
Exons: 2
Coding region: 8-1015 (335 amino acids)
Source: RefSeq, a predicted model, not a curated record